AUGGCGUCAGAGACAGACCAAAGCUUCAAAGAUCUUUCAUGGUUCCUCCAAGCAAUCAAAGAUCCACAACUACAAAACCGCUUCAACCUCCAAACCCUCUCUUUCUCCUCCUCCUCCUCCGUCAAAACCACGCAUUGUCAGCUCCUCACAUCCACCUCCAUGAACAUCAACGUCACCAGAGACAACCUCGCUUCUUCACUCUCCCAGAUCUUCAUCGAGCUAGCAACGUCUCUAGAGACCCAAACAUCUCUCAGGAACCUGGAGUUCGAAGGAAUCACGUGGGACGACGACAUCGAGAUAUUACAGAGCCUCGGCUUGCUCCUCGACAACGCCUCCACGAUAAAGCACCUCGCUUUCAGAAAGAACAGGUUCACCGAGCACUGUCUGAACGAGCUCUCGGAGAUUCUGAGAAGGAACAGUUCGUUGAAAGAGGUUACGUUCUCAGAGUCGAGGAUUGGAAGCAGAGGAGCUACGCUUCUCGCCUCGGCUCUCCAAGUUAACGACUCGUUAGAGGAGUUGCAGAUUUGGGAAGACUCUAUUGGGUCUAAAGGAGCUGAAGAGCUCUCUAAGAUGAUCGAAACGAACUCAAGUCUGAAGCUUUUCUCCAUUUUCGACUCCAACCCCUUCACUGCGACGCCGUUGAUAUCCGCAGUGUUGGCUCUGAACAGAGAAACAGAGGUUCACGUGUGGAGUGGAGGAGAGAGAACCUCAAAGGUGGUUGAGUUCUUGCCUGAGAGCAACGCUCUCAGGAUCUACCAGAUCGACGCCUCUGGCUCUUGCAGAGUCGCUACAGCGUUGGGGAUGAACACAACGGUUAGGUCUCUAGACAUGACUGGCGCCACGCUGGACUCUCGGUGGGCGAAGGAGUUUCGAUUGGUUCUUGAGCAGAACAGGACUCUUAGAGAAGUGAAACUCUCUGAGACCGGUCUUAAAGACAAGGCUGUUGUCUAUGUUGCAGCUGGACUUUUCAAGAACAAGAGCUUGCAGAGUUUGUAUGUUGAUGGGAACAGGUUCGGGAGUAUUGGCGUAUCGGACUUGCUUUGUCCGUUGAGUAGAUUCACUGCUCUGCAGUUACAAGCCAACAUCACGCUUAAGUCGGUCGUGUUCGGAGGUCCCAAGACCAAGGUUGGAAGAGAUGGACUUACCGCGAUUCUGAAGAUGCUGACAACUAAUGAGACUGUGGUUCAUCUCGGGAUCCACGACGACACGAGCCUGGGGCCUGAUGAUUUCGUGCACAUCUUCAAGAGCUUGCAGAAGAACGCUUCUUUGAGAAGGUUUUCGUUGCAAGGCUGCAAAGGGGUGAGAGGUGAUAGAGUGUUGGAGGCAAUCACCGAGACGUUGCAGGUUAAUCCGUUGAUUGAGGAGAUUGAUUUAGCGAGGACUCCGCUUCAAGAUUCGGGGAAAGCAGAUGAGAUAUAUCAGAAGCUGGGACACAACGGUAGGAAGAUAGAUGAAGAAGUAGAGACGGAUUCAUUCAGGGAUAUGCCGCUUACUGAGCCGAAGAGCGUUAGAGCAUUCCUCUGCGGACAAGACUAUGCAGGCAAGACAACGCUAUGCAACUCUAUAAUGCAAAACUUCUCUGCUUCUGGUUUCUCAUACGUGGAGAAUGUGAGAACUUUGAUGAGCCCUGUGGAGCAAGCUGUUAAGACAGGUGGUGGGAUGAAAAUAAAGACGUUCGUGGACGAGGGAACAAAGAUCUCCAUGUGGAAUCUUGCGGGGCAGCACGAGUUCUAUGCUCUUCAUGAUCUUAUGUUUCCCAGCCCAUGUCUCUUCUUGAUCAUACUGAGCUUGUUUAAGAAACCGAGCAACAAAGAACCGAAAACAGCUGCAGAAGUAGAAGGAGAGCUUCAGUACUGGCUUAGGUUCAUCGUUUCCAACUCGAGAAAAGCGGUUCAGCAAUGCAUGAAACCAAACGUCACAAUAGUGCUCACCCACUCGGAGAAAGUCAACCAGCAGUCAGACAGCUUUCAGGGAACUCUGGUUUCAAUUGAGAGACAGAGAGAUAAGUUUCAAGAUUCGGUAGAUUUCUUUCCGACCGUGUUCACAGUUGAUGCAAGAUCAUCUCCUUCGGUUAGUAGACUUACACAUCAUAUUAGGGUGGCAAGCAAAGGCAUCCUUCAAAGAGUUCCUCGUGUAUAUCAGCUUUGCAAUGAUAUGGUACGGCUCCUAUCAGACUGGAGAUCAGAGAAUGCAAACAGACCUGUUAUGAGAUGGAAAGCCUUUGGAGACCUUUGCCAAUAUAAAGUUCCUUCCCUGAGGAUAAAGUCUCGCAACGAGAACACUGAGACUGUGGAGACGAGACGGCGAGCCAUUGCCACAUGCCUUCACCAAACGGGAGAGGUGAUUUACUUUGAGGAGUGUGGCUUUUUGAUACUAGACUACGAAUGGUUUUGUGGGGAGGUUCUUGCUCAGUUGAUAAAGCUUGAUGUACGAAAGCAAAGCACCGGGGACAGGAACGGUUUUGUCAGCAAGAAAGAGAUGGAGAAGAUUUUGAAAAGUAGUUUGCAGAGUCCUAUUCCAGGGAUGACAUCAAAGGUACUUGAGCACUUGGAUGUGUGUGACCUUGUGAGGCUGAUGAAGAAACUAGAACUUUGCUAUGAAGAAGAUCCUUCAAGUCCAGAUUCUUCAUUGUUAGUCCCAUCAAUUCUAGAAAAUGGCAGAGGAAAGACUCAGAAAUGGCAGAUAAACACACAAGACUGUGUUUAUUCUGGAAGGCAUCUCCACUGUGAUGAUUCAAGUCACAUGUUCCUCACACCUGGAUUCUUCCCUCGUUUACAGGUGCAUCUACACAACAGAAUCAUGGAACUUAAGAACCAGCACGGGGCGACUUAUAGCCUUGAGAAGUACCUCAUUGAUAUAACAAUUCAAGGCAUUAACAUUAGAGUGGAGCUUGGAGGACAGUUGGGAGAUUACAUUGAUGUUCUUGCUUGUUCAACAAAGAGCUUGACAGAAACUUUGAGGCUCAUUAACCAGCUAAUCAUUCCUGCUAUCCUGAACAGCUGCCACGGCGUAAUCCUCCUUGAGCACAUCAUAAGACCACAGUGCGUUCAAGACUUCACUCCACCGCGGUUCCGACAAAGUCAGUUCGUUUCCCUCCAGAGGCUAAAAGAAGCGUUAUCAUCAGUUCCUGCGGAGGUUAUGUAUGACUAUCAACACACAUGGGAAUCUGUUGUAGAUUCAGGUAAGACUAUCCUAAGAGCUGGAUUUGAUUUAGCCCGGGACCUCCUCUCUGAUGAUGAUUUCAGAGAAGUAUUGCAAAGAAGGUACCAUGAUCUGCACACCUUAGCUCAAGAACUACAAGUUCCCACCGAGGAUGACCCCGAAGCAGUACCUGUGACCAAUGAGCUCGAAAACGUGGAUCCUAGCUUCGGUGGAAUAGCUAAGGGUGUUGAAGCAGUACUUCGUAGGCUCAAGAUCAUUGAGCAAGAGAUACGAGACUUGAAGCAAGAGAUCCAAGGACUGAGAUACUACGAGCACAGGCUUCUGAUCCAGCUCCAUCACAAAGUGAAUUACCUUGUCAAUUACAAUGUCCAGAUGGAUGAAAGAAAAGUUCCAAACAUGUUUUACUUCAUCACACCAGAGAACUACGGGAGAAGACUCAUCACAUCAAUAGUUCCUGGCAUGGUUUCUCUAAGGAUACACAUGUUAUGCGAAUUCAGACGGGAGAUGCACGUUGUGGAAGACCAGCUUGGAUGUGAUGUGAUGCAGAUAGACAACCGAGCUGUGAAGUGCUUGGCUCCAUACAUGACAGGCUUCAUGACACUGGUGACUUUUGCACUGAGGAUUGGAGCUAACUGGGCAGCUGGGAUGGGACACAUGAUACCUGACUUGGGCCACGCAAUCGCUCACCUAGCCACACCAUCUGUUAUGGCUGGAGCGGCCGGAGCUGCAGGAGCCGUCGGGGUCGCUGCUGCAUUGGGUAGGAACCGAGGUAGAGAUAGAGAUAUCCAGGAGCAAGAACAAAGAGCAGCUCAGCAAUGGCUCAUCGAUUACUUGAGGGAGCAGAAUUGCUCAACCGGAAAGGACAUUGCAGAGAAGUUUGGCCUGUGGCGAGUUAGAUACAGAGAUGAUGGGUCCAUUGCUUGGAUCUGUAAACGGCAUUUGAUCACCAGAGCUAAUGAAGUGAUCCAAGUUCCCCUCUGAAGCUUGCUUGCUAGCUAGCUA
Raphanus sativus (radish) is the source of this 4164-nucleotide messenger RNA. Its product is annotated as protein TORNADO 1. The record is from RefSeq and is a predicted model, not a curated record. The transcript has 2 exons. Bases 1 to 4143 code for a protein of 1380 amino acids. NCBI's taxonomy places the organism in Eukaryota, Viridiplantae, Streptophyta, Magnoliopsida, Brassicales, Brassicaceae.